Molecule: messenger RNA, 4069 nt
Organism: Xenopus laevis (African clawed frog)
Lineage: Eukaryota; Metazoa; Chordata; Amphibia; Anura; Pipidae
Gene: nectin4.L
Product: nectin cell adhesion molecule 4 L homeolog
Exons: 9
Coding region: 159-1808 (549 amino acids)
Source: RefSeq, a predicted model, not a curated record
GGGGAGCAGGUUGGUCGGGUUCUCAGACUCAGACAGUUUGUGCGAGAGACACAGUCGCUCCGUCGCCCUCCUGCCAUUGGGCCAAACAGCAAUAGAACCAUUGGAUUUCCUCGGAUAUUUACACUCCACAGCUUUCCGGCUUAUUUUCUGCUCCACCAAUGAAGGCAGAUGAAGUGCAAGCUGACAUGCCCAGCAGUUGCUUACAUUGUGACAAGGUGGUGGGCUUCUCCCUGCAGCCCCCCUUCUGUGUGACUGUCAGGGUGCUGAUCCUCCUGCUCUGUGUUACAGGGGGCAUCUGUGGGGUCGUGCAGACAGAGAAGAGCAUCACUGCAGUGCUGGGCAUGGAUGUUACCCUUCCCUGUUAUUACCAGGCAGAAGCAGAUGAGAAGGUGGCACAGGUUGUUUGGACAAAGAAAGGAAUGAAUGGACAGAAUAUGGAUAUUGUUAUUCUGAACACUGAAUAUGGAGCCAACAUAUUUGGUACCUAUGAGGGACGAGUAAAAGAAAAAGCCCCCUCUAACCCAACAGAUGGGGGCAUUAUUCUGAAGAAUGCAGUACAAGCUGAUGAAGGGACCUACCAGUGUCGCGUCAAUACAUUCCCAGCAGGAAACUUUGAUGCUGAACUGGAGCUGAAAGUGCUGGUUCCUCCCUUGCCCACCCUGAGCCCCGGGCCCCCACUGACUGAGGGAGAAGGCAAAUCUCUGGUAGCCUCAUGCACAGCAGAAGGCAAUCCUGUUCCAACUGUCAUUUGGGAGACAGAAGUGGAGGGAACCAAUUCGACUCAUAACUAUAACCACCAACGAUCUGCCUCUGUGACUAGUGAGUUCUAUGUGGUACCCACCCGCCGCAUGAAUGGCAAGGCACUCACCUGUGUGGUCUCUCACCCUGGCUUCCAGCAAGAGAAAAGGAUCACCCAUGUUCUGGGAGUGAGAUAUCUGGGAGAAAUCUUAAUUCAAGGACAUGAAGAUGGCUGGUUUGUUGGGAAAGAGGGGGCCACAUUACAAUGCCAGGCUGAGGGGAACCCACCACCAACAUACACUUGGUCCAGGUUGAAUGGGUCUCUCCCAGCAGAGAUAAAGACUGUAGGGAACACGUUGCACUUUCUCAGAGGUCUGGGAGCAGAAGACGCCGGGGUCUAUGAAUGUCAGGCAACCAAUGGAAUCAGCAGAAGGAGCACCAGGGCCACUGUUUCUAUAUCAGAAUACGAGGCAAGAAAAAUCGAUUUAGUGUCGCUGUCACUGGGCUCGGUUGGAGUUCUGACCGGAAUCCUACUGGUGGUCCUGGUCAUUACUCUACUCCUGGUCAACCGGCAUCACAAGAGGAGAACCAAGCAGCUCUCUGAGAAAAUUGAGGAACUUUCCACUCUCUCCAGGCAGGCGUCACGGAGGAGGCUAAACUCUACUACAGCCAGUACAGAUACUCGCCUCCAGCUGGAAGAAGGAAUCCACCUGAGGUCUGGAAUGCAUUGUGACAGUCUGAGAGAUCCAAGUAUUAGUUCCAUGAUGGGGGAAGAGGCUGACAGACGAAGUUACUCCACUCUCACCACAUUAAAGGAAACAGAGACCCAGACCGAGCUUUUAUCUACAGUCCCAGAUGAAGAGAUGAUAGAAGUUGGUGAAGAAACAGAGCAAGUGGAGCAGUCGCAAGAGAAAGAGUCAAACCCCACGGAGGUAGACGGCACAGUCGGAGUGGCCAACCAACCGUUCAUCAAACAGGGAAUGUCCCACUUCCACCAAGAGAAUGGCACAUUGAGGGCAAAGCCCAGCGCCAAUGGUAUUUACAUCAAUGGAAGGGGGCACCUUGUAUAACAAGACCAUUCACCCUCAUGGGAAAUGUGCCAAUAGCACCAGGACUGAAUACUGAAGUUAAAAAGAACUUUCUUUUACAAACUUCUAAGGAUUAUUGUGCCAAAAGGGGAACUUUUUGAGAAGGUUCUUUUCUCCCAGCUGCCUUAUCCCCUUCUUACCAUGACCUUCAGUGUAUACAACCUUCUAAGAUGAUUGCCUUGGGUUGGGGCAAAAUCACAUUCACCCUAUUGUUACCUGCACAAAAACAACAAGUGACCUUGAUACCACUGCUGGGAAAGUAUUCAUUUUGCACAGGACUCUUCCAACCUGUACCGAUUUGAGAGGAGAAUGAGCUGAAGUGUCCUCAGUGGUCCUCAUACUCAGCAGGAAUGAGACCAUUUUCCAGCAGGGGACCAAUGUGUUUUUGUGCUAAGGGACAAUGAAUAAAAACAUACCUUAUGUACAUGGACAUAUAACAUACAUGAACAAACAAGACCCUAGGAACAAGAGUGACCAAUGAACUUCCGUUUCUGGAUAUCAGUGAUUAAUUUGCCUCAUUAGUUACUUAGAAUUAAUGGGAUUUCACAAGACAGGACUGGGCAUCAGCUUCCUUCUGGAGGCAACAUGACCUACUGUCCCCAGACUCUUGGUGACUAUUUGAGCCAAUGCAGAAGAGUCUUUGUCAGCCAUAAUCUGGGUAAAAAUGCAUACCAUUUGGGACAUUUAUUGCACUAUUUAGCAUUCAGUGGCCUGCUGGUGGGACUAUGUGACAUAUUCAUGGUGAGACUGCUGCUGGGAACAAAUUCCCCUUGGUGGGACUGAGCUCCUGUUUGUUGAAACAAAACAUGUGGGAGUUUGGCGCUUCCUACUGUUGGCACUGAGGGACUUCCUAUUUGUGAGACUGUGACUUUUCCUGCGUAAGGGACUUUGGAAUUUCCAGUUGGUGUCGGUGGCACUAUGGGACAUUCUUCUUGUUGAACUGUGGUAGUGAGGAACUUCCUGCUUGUGGCACUAAGGAACAUCCUGCUCACUAAACUGUAGGACUUCCUGCUUGUAGAACUAUGGGAGUGGGGACUUCUUGUUGGUGGCACUAAAUAACUUCCUGCUCAUUAAACUGUGGGACUUCCUGCUUUUAGAACUAUGGGGAUGGGGACUUCCUGUUGGUGACUCUAAAGAACUUCCUUUUCACUAAACUCUGAGACUUCCUGCUUGUAGAACUAUAGGAGUGUGGACUUCUUGUUGGUAACACUCAAGAACUUACUGCUCACUCAACUGUGGGACUUCCUGCUUGUAGAACUAUAGGAGUGGGUAUUUCCUGUUGGUGGCACUGAAGAACUUCCUGCUCACUAAACUGUGAGACUUCCUGCUUGUAGAUCUAUGGGAGUGGGAACUUCCUGUUGGUGGCACUUGAAAACUUCCUGCUCACUAAACUGUGGUAUUUCCUGCUUGUGGAACUAUGGGAGUGGGGACUUCUUGUUGGUAACACUCAAGAACUUCCUGCUCACUAAACUGUGGGACUUCCUGGUUGUAGAACUAUAGGAGUGGGUAUUUCCUGUUGGUGGCACUGAAGAACUUCCUGCUCACUAAACUGUGAGACUUCCUGCUUGUAGAACUAUGGGAGUGGGAACUUCCUGUUGGUGGCACUUGAAAACUUCCUGCUCACUAAACUGUGGGACUUCCUGCUUGUGAAACUAUGGGAGUGGGGACUUCUUGUUGGUGGCACUAAGGAACGUCUGUCCUGCUUGUAGAACUAUGGGAGUGGGGAUUUCUUGUUGGUGGCUCUAAGGAACUUCCUGCUUGUAGAAUUAUGGGAGUGGGGACUUCCUGUUGGUGGCACUAAAGAACUUCCUGCUUGUAGAACUAUAGGAGUGGGGACUUCCUGUUGGUGGCACUAAAGAACUUCCUGCUGACUAAACUGUGGUUCUUCCUGCUUGUGGAAUUAUAAGAGUGAAUUAUUCUCACUUAACUGUGGUGCUUCCUGUUUGUGGAAAUAAGAGGCCAAAGUGUGAGCAGGAGUUUGUGGCCAGGGAGACUGUACCUGUAUGUAAGAAGUAGACCACUCGGUGAAAGACUCAAGAAGAACAAGUAUUUGUCUGGUAAUGGAAAAAGCACUUGGAUUCGACCCAUUUUGGGAAUAGAUAAAGCUAACUGCUCAUGAUGUGCAGAAAGCUGCUGUUUGUACUAAUAUUGUAAUGGCUUUAUUCCUAAUCGUUGGUACUGUUAUAAGGCUGUUCUACAGUUCUCUAUUCAUAUGUGUAAAUAAAAAUGUACAUUCUGAGUAA